AUGGGCAGCCUUCCUGCACAAAUUGAGAAGGUUACAGAAAUGGAUAUAAAGGUUGAGGAGAGACGGAAAAUAGCUGCGACAGUUCGAAUGAAAAAGAAUGGAGUUUACCGAGGAGGUGCAAAGUCUAACCUGGAUAGUAACUAUACUUUUCACAAACUCACUGUAAUUGAAGAGUUUCCCAAACCUGAACAAGCAAAGAAGCUGCUAGAAAAGUUACGAGAUGAUCGAGGCAUCCGAGCAAUAAUGUCUGCAAGAAAAUGGACAGUGCACGAAUUAACCGAACUGACACCGUUCGAGAGUUCCAUACUAGGCUACAAUAAGAACAAAGGACAAAGUAUAGCAAUACGGCUACGAACAGAUGAUCUGAGUGGUUUCAGGCAUUAUGAUUCAGUAAGAAAGGUGCUGCUUCACGAGUUAAGCCAUAAUGUUUAUAGCGAACACGAUCAUAAUUUUCAUGCCCUCAAUAGACAGUUGAACAAAGAUGUGGUGAAUCUGGAUUGGACAGCUAAUGGAGGACAUGUUUUGAGCCGUGAAAACUUUUAUAGUCCAGAUGACGCGGAAGAUGAUAUGAUUGAUAAUGGAGUUACCUAUGAAGCUGGCGCAUAUAAAUUGGGCGCAGAGACAAGCACAAAGACGCCUCAAGACCAGUUGUCUACACCGGAAGAUAAGCGAGCAAGGCUUGCAGCAGCAGCUAUGAGUAGAUUAACCAAGCAAGAAGAGCAAGAAAUGGAUGAAGGUUGCGGCUCCGCGAAAUGA
Molecule: messenger RNA, 756 nt
Organism: Mycotypha africana
Lineage: Eukaryota; Fungi; Mucoromycota; Mucoromycetes; Mucorales; Mycotyphaceae
Product: WLM domain-containing protein
Exons: 3
Coding region: 1-756 (251 amino acids)
Molecular function (GO): proteasome binding
Source: RefSeq, a predicted model, not a curated record